AUGACAAACACUUCGCCUUUGGCGGCCACGCAGUCACCUGCGAUGACCUCACCAGAGAGUCUCGGUCAUCACCGCCACAGUCCCGUGCUUAGUAGCAGCAGUGCUCGCAAAUCCGCAAGCUCCAGUCAUCGGCACCGCCUCGAAGAUGAGAAAGUACAAAGCCCGAGCUCAUCUGCAGCUAGAGCCUCGUUUACCCCCAAGAUUGUGUACGGCCGCGGCGCGAUUAACCGUCUGCCGGCAGAGCUUGGAGCGCUGCAAGUCUCCUCGCCACUUAUUGUGGCGAGCCCUUCCCGAGUCCCAAUCGCCAGGCGUAUUCAGGCCAUUAUCCCAAAUCUACAGUCUCAUAUCCUCGAUGCAGCAGUCAUUACCGUCCCUGACCAUGUUGUCGACGAUGCAGUCGAGCGCAUAGCCGGCCGCGACGUCGUUAUUUCUGUCGGAGGCUCGUCGGCAGUCGGCCUUGCCAGGGCCAUCUCGAUCCGCAAGGAAAUCCCCCAUGUCUGCAUCCCAACAACUUACAGCAGCAUGGAAAUCACGCCUUUAUUUGAAAACGAUGCCGCCACAAUAUCUAUUAGUCGCCGUCGUGGCUCAAUCAGCAGCGCCAAAGGCAGCAGCAGCAAGCAGAGCAGCGCCAGGACGACCGCCAGUCGCAACAGCUCUCGUCAGAGCGUCACCAUGCGCGACGCAAGAUCAGGAGUGAAACCUGCAGUCAUCAUCUACGACGAGGACCUAACGGAAAUCUCAUCAAAGCGGGUGGCUGCACCAUCUACAACCAAAAAACCGCCUCCCAGGAGCGACGGCUCGGAAUGGAGCUUCCUCGAUCUUCCUGGUAUAUGA
Molecule: messenger RNA, 834 nt
Organism: [Torrubiella] hemipterigena
Lineage: Eukaryota; Fungi; Ascomycota; Sordariomycetes; Hypocreales; Clavicipitaceae
Source: the annotation of a GenBank genome assembly